AUGAUGUGGCCUGAAUUCAACUUACAAGGCAAUUACAAAUGGAUUAAUCUUUUACCAAUUCUCAUAUCAAAGUACAAUAAUAAAAAACAUCGUACGAUUGGUAUGAAACCUAAAGAUGUCACCGUAGAAGAUACAAGAGAACUGAUGAGACGUAUCCGUAAACUAAGAAGAAUUCCACUAAGAAGACAAAAAUUUAAAGUUGGAGAUAGAGUUCGAGUCAGCAAACAUAAAAACAUCUUUGAAAAAGGAUACACCCCUAACUGGACAACGGAAAUAUUCACUGUAGAUCUGGUUAAACGAACAAAACCAGUUACAUACAAACUUACAGAUUAUGAAAAUCAGCCAAUCGAAGGUGGUUUCUACGAAGAAGAACUAUUAAAAGUUAAAUAUCCAGAUGUUUACCUCGUCGAGAAAGUCCUUAAAAGCCGUGGCAACAAUGUAUAUGUAAAAUGGCUUGGAUUUGACAACUCACACAAUAGUUGGAUAAAAAAAUCUGAUAUGUAA
This is a messenger RNA of Leptopilina boulardi, 504 nucleotides long. RefSeq lists its product as uncharacterized. The record is from RefSeq and is a predicted model, not a curated record. The coding region runs from base 1 to 504 and encodes 167 amino acids. Lineage: Eukaryota; Metazoa; Arthropoda; Insecta; Hymenoptera; Figitidae. The transcript has a single exon.